ACUUAUUUAAAAUUCAUCUGGCAACACUGCUACACAUUGAUGAUUUUACCGUGUAGUGUGGUAGAAUUAGCGUUUUUUUAAUCUUCUCGUCGUCAACAUGAAUAUGCAAGUUCUGUGAUUUAGUCAUAAAACAUGAAUUUUGACAACAUUUACUGGGAUGUGGGAAGAUAACAAAGAUAAUGAGUUUCAAAUUCGAUUGUUUUAAUAAUUCCAAAAUAUAUAACUACACCAAAAUGAUACUGACAUAAUAAACAAACUUGGCAUGGAAAAUUACAAAACUGGAAAAUACGAAAUAGCCAAAGAAUGUUAUGAAAAAGCACUGGACAUUCAAAAAAAAUGUCUUGGUCGUGAUCAUCUUGAUGAAGCUACUACUUUAAACGAUCUUGGUAAUGCGUAUUUUGAAACUACAGAGUACGCUAAAGCAAAAGAGUUCUAUGAAAAAGCGCUGGAAAUUCAACAAAAACCAUUAGAUCGUGAACAAGUUGAUGUAGCUACGACUUUAAACAAUCUUGGUAUGGUGUUCAAAAUGAGUGGAGACUAUACCAAAUCAAAAGAGUUUUAUGAAAAAGCUCUGGAAAUUCAAAAAAAUUGCCUAAGUCCAGAACAUGUUGAUGUGGCUAAGUCUUUAAACGAUCUUGGUAAUGUGUAUCUUUGCACUAAAGAAUAUGACAAAGCAAAAGAAUUUUUUGAAAAAGCGUUGGAAAUUCGACAAAAUUCACUAGGUCCAGAACAUGUUGAUGUGGCUACGACUUUAAACAAUCUUGGUAUGGUGUUCAAAAUGACUGGAGACUAUACCAAAUCAAAAGAGUUUUAUGAAAAAGCCCUGGAAAUUAAAAAAAAAAUUCUAAUUCCAGAACAUGUUGAUGUGGCUAAGACUUUAAACGAUCUUGGUAAUGUGUAUCUUUGCACUAAAGAAUAUGACAAAGCAAAAGAAUUUUUUGAAAAAGCGUUGGAAAUUCGACAAAAAUCACCAAGUCCAGAACAUGUUGAUGUGGCUACGACUCUAAACAAUCUUGGUAUGGUGUUCAAAAUGACUGGAGACUACACCAAAUCAAAAGAGUUUUAUGAAAAAGCCCUGGAAAUUCAAAAAAAAAAUCUAAGUCCAGAACAUGUUAAUGUGGCUAAGACUUUACACGAUCUUGGUAAUGUGUAUCUUUGUACUAACGAAUAUGACAAAGCAAAAGAAUUUUUUGAAAAAGCGCUGGAAAUUCGACAAAAAUUACUAGGUGCUGAACAUGUUGAUGUGGCCACGACUUUAAGCAAUCUUGGUAUGGUGUUCAAAAUGACUGGUGACUAUACAAAAGCAAAAAAAUUUGAUGAAAAAGCGCUAGAAAUCAGGAAAAAAUCAAUAGGCCUGGAUUAUGUUGUUCUUGCUGAAUCUCUAAACAAUUUUGAAAUGAAGACUGAUGAUACUUAUGAUGUUAAACCCCCCUCAAAUUUACGUGGGAAUAUAGAAAAAGAGAUUGAAAAAAUUCUGUUACAAUUAGCCAAAGCAAUUCCUGAUAAAUGGAAGGAUUUGGCAAUAUUUCUGAGUCUCGGACUUGAGAAAAUAAAAGAAAUUGAACUAAAUCAUCGUGAGAAUGUGGCCUGGCAAGGGUUUACAAUGCUAAAGUUUUGGUGGGAUAAUCGAGAAAAGAAUCAGUUGUGGUACGAAGAACUUGCUGACGCUUUUCGUAAGAUCGAAAAAAAUAAUUUGGCUGAAAAAGUUGUUCAUGAAGGUGCAAGUGUUGCUAAACGUUUUUAAACUGGAAUCAAAAUAUCGACUGUCCUUUUUUUAUAAUCGCCAUUUUCAUGUAAAACUCAGAAGCAGAUAUUGGAUAAGUAAUAGUUGCGCUUAAAUAAACCUUUUGAAAGGAGCUAAAAUGCUUUUGCUAAGGGGCUGUUCAUAUGAGCCCAGCUGACCGGGAUACAGUAAGACAUGAGAUGAUUUCGAGGCAUUGAAAGGAGGAAAAAUUUUAAGCUUAAAAAUUACAAUUGUUGUUAAACGCCACAAGUCAUUCCUGUUAAAAUUCACAAAAUACACCAAACCAGCUGUUUCACUCUUAAAUGUUUUGCGUAAAUAUUAAAAUCAGAAUAUUGUGAAAUUACUCAAUAAGAUUUAUCUCAUGAUAAGUAUAGAAUCAUUUCCAUUUGCCAAAAUUAUUUAGCGCCUCACUGAAACCAAUGAGGGGGUCUUAUAUGAACAACCUGUACAGCAUUGCUUUCAUAUACAUGUAGAUAGUAACAAUAUAUAGACACCAUAGUAAUCAAUAUAAAAAUUUUUAACCUUGAACAAUGAAAUAUGUGUUUGUCUGUUGCUUGGCGUUUACUUUUUCCCUGUGCCAGUGGCGAAAAAACUAAAUAUCUAACAAUGUUGUACAGUGUGCAAAAUAAUUAAAUGAUAGUCCUGUGAGGAUAAAGAAAUAAUUCUUGAACAUGAUGAAUAAACUAA
Xenia sp. Carnegie-2017 is the source of this 2431-nucleotide messenger RNA. RefSeq names its product nephrocystin-3-like. NCBI's taxonomy places the organism in Eukaryota, Metazoa, Cnidaria, Anthozoa, Malacalcyonacea, Xeniidae. The record is from RefSeq and is a predicted model, not a curated record. Bases 263 to 1744 code for a protein of 493 amino acids. The transcript has 4 exons. Gene Ontology annotation, cellular component: kinesin complex. Gene Ontology annotation, biological process: signal transduction. Gene Ontology annotation, molecular function: protein binding.